AACCUCCUCCUGCUGUGGCUUGACCCUCCCUACGAGCUACCUCGCUCACCGACUGACUGCGCCCUCUACAAAGCUUCUCUAUGCCCCUGGCAUCCUGACUGCCUGCUCCACCGAGCUCUUCAGACAUGUUCCGGAAUCGGGCCACUUCGCAGAAGCCCAAUGACGAGCUGAUCGCGAGCUUCAAGGCCUCCUUUCCCCAGGUCAACGCUGUCUCGCGCCCGGCCGCCGUGCCCUCGCAGAACACGGCCUCGGCUUUGGAUCUGGCUCUCCACGGUCACUUUGGGGACACGGACGAUCUCAAAGACCAAGACCCAACCCCGCGAGGCUGCAACGAGCCAUGGCGUUUCACGCCUUCGCUGAUGGACCCCAACAGCUUCGCGUUCGCGUCGUUCGCGAACCAGCCGCCCGGCUACUACACGCCCACGCCUGGCGGUACCAACACGCUAUACCAUAGUCAGGCCGGCGAUCUCCACACCCCCGGGUUCAGCAUGGGGCUGGGCACGCCGCUCUCCAUGCCCACUAGUGAGGGCCUGUCUGGCCAGACCUCGGGAGCCAUGCAUGGCUUUCAGCCUCAUGCUAUUGCAUCCGUACAAUUCCAGAAUCCAAACCCCUUCGCCCUCCCGCCGCAGCUUGCCCAGCACCAGUCGUUUGCACCGCACCAUUUCACCCACCAGCCGUCGACCUUUGAGCCAAUGGCUCAGCCACAGGAAGAGCCUGCACUGGACAGCAUGCCCGUGGAUAUCGAGAUGCAAGAGCAAUCUCCUGUCAUGGGUUUCGCUCCAUCCUACGGGGAACAGCAUGUUCGCCCACCGCCGGUGCAGCAGAAUGUCAACUUCCGUUGGCUUGUCACGCUCAACGCGCCGACUGCAAUGAUCAAGCAUGCAGACGAGGUUCCUGUAACCUACCUCAACAAGGGCCAGGCUUACUCUAUUUCAAUCGUGGACACAUCCCCCGCUCCGCAAAUUCCGGGUGCGCCCCUCAAGUAUCGCACCUACAUCCGCAUUUCCUUUGAAGAUGAACAGCAACGCCAACGGCCGGCAGCCUGCUGGCAACUUUGGAAAGAAGGACGUGGCACGAAUGAGGCUCAUCAACGCGGUGGCCGUCUUCAGGCCGUCGAGUUCGUUGACCCGACGCAAGUCGGGGGCGGCGAUGGCUCUACGAGACCCAGGGUUGAGCUGGAGUCUGCGUCUUUUGACGGAUUUGCCGUGACCUGGACACCGAGCGCCAACGGAGGACUCGAGUGCUCUCUCGCAGUCCGGUUCAACUUCCUUUCCACGGACUUUAGCCACUCCAAGGGUGUCAAAGGCAUUCCAGUUAGGCUCUGCGCCAAGACCGAGGCCGUGAGUGGUGAGGCGCCAGCGCUGCCUGAAGCACCCAACCCGGAAAUCUGUUACUGCAAGGUCAAACUUUUCCGCGACCACGGCGCCGAACGAAAGCUGUCGAAUGAUGUCACGCACGUCAAGAAAACCAUUGAUAAGCUGAAGCAACAGAUUGCGCAGGCGGAGUCUGGUAUGAAGGACUUUGGCAAGCGAAAGCGUGGCUCCGUUGCCAAACCCAGUGUUAACAACAACGACCGCCCUGGAAAGGUGCCCAAGCACAAGCGCACGUGGUCAAUGUCUUCCGCCAGCUCAACGGGCAACCGGCCAGCGGCGGAAGAAGACCUGCACUUGAAGCUUGCCACGCUGCAGGACAUGUUUACCUCCACCAGGCCCACCAGCGUGCUGUAUCUCACAGGCGAGGAGAUGGAUGACCCGGACGCUCAUCCCGUCCACCUUUCUGGCGAGCCUCAGGACCUUACCAAGAUUGACACCAACGAUACCACCAUGUGGGAGAGGCAAAGUGUUCACACUAACCCUACGUCUUCGAUUGUCUCGCCUACUCCAAGCUCGCAGUCACAUCAUUCAGGUGACCGCCGCGGCUCGACCUUCCAAUCGUUUCCGCCUCCAUCUCGCAUGUCAUCCAAUGAAUGGCGUAGCAUGUCACAGACUGCGAUGGGGGACUUGGCCGUCCAGCCCACUGCCGGCUCCAAUGCUCCGGUAAAGGUGCAAAGGUCGUCUUCGGAUCGGCAAGGUAGGCUCACGGGAUGGAUUGAAGCCCUCGGCGUCGAUUAUUCCUAUCAGCCUCCUCCUGAGCGCACAAUCAAGCCUAUCGCUUGCUUCUAUGUUCAACCGAGGUUUGCUGGAAGGCCUUUUGAAGACGAUUACUACCGAGCGGUGUACCUCAUGCAACGCACGUUGAAGGAUCUUGUCAACGCCAUUUCCAUGAAGUGCAACAUCGAACCAACGCGCGUUGUUCGUACACUCAGGGUUAACACGAAAGGAUUAAGCAUCCUUUUGGAUGAUGAGGCCGUCCAAGAGCUUCCCGAAGGCCAAGACUUCAUCGCUGAGUUCCAGGAGAUCACUUCCCAAUCGCCCAUGAAACGCGAGUGGGAUGCUGGACCAAGCGAUAUUCAAGUCGAUGGGGAAGUGGGCGCCACUGAAACAACUUCCACCUCGGGUUACGAGCUCCGGUUGCUUUUCUGAUCCGCACCUAAGUGCGCCUCCACUCGUUAAAACCGCUAAUGACUGGUAAUGACUUGUACUAUUCGUCACCCGAGCGCUGGCAGGAGGCGCUUCAGGGACAUGUCGCUGCACCCGCUGGCGUUUUUGGCUUAAGAUACCAUAUGCCGGCAUUGGCAGCUUUAUCAACGAUACCCCCCUUUGGUUAAUUCUACAAACAUCUGGCAACGACGGCAGCGGAGGUCAAUUGCCUUUGGCAGAGAUUGCGUCUUAGUAUUUCUCA
Molecule: messenger RNA, 2781 nt
Organism: Aplosporella prunicola CBS 121167
Lineage: Eukaryota; Fungi; Ascomycota; Dothideomycetes; Botryosphaeriales; Aplosporellaceae
Exons: 5
Coding region: 126-2522 (798 amino acids)
Biological process (GO): regulation of transcription by RNA polymerase II
Cellular component (GO): nucleus
Molecular function (GO): RNA polymerase II cis-regulatory region sequence-specific DNA binding; DNA-binding transcription activator activity, RNA polymerase II-specific
Source: RefSeq, a predicted model, not a curated record